CCACACGUCCGUAGACCUGCCACUGCUUCUCGCCUCCAUCUUCUUCCUCGCCUACCACGCCGUCACUUACCUUGAAGUUAUCAACUGUUGUCACAACCUCGAAAUCUGGCUGGAAGAGUACUUCCAUGGCACUGAGCCCGUGCUGGAGCGCCAGUACGUGGGCUUCUUCCCUAGCCGCAUCGACUUCUGGACUGCCAUCUUGGGCAUGCUUGGAUCUAUGCUCUACGUCUUCGCUCGUGCCUACGUGUGGACAAGAGCCGACUCGGAGAACUUCGGCGUCGUGGACGUCAAGCGCGACGACUUUAGCCUCAUCAUAGGCUAUUGGGUGCCCUUCUUCGCCGGGUCGUUCCUGCUGCUGCUCAGUGCCUACCUGGCACACGUUGAGGUCGUUCAUCAAUGGUUCUCGUGCCGCCUCACGACGCUCGAGACCUGGGUUACUGGUUUGAACAUGAUGGCGAUGGUCGGCUUCUUCCUGUCAUCGACCCUGCAGUUCAUGGAUCCGUUCACAGUGCUCUUCUCGUUCCAGGCCUGUGUGGUUCCCUUCGCAUCGGGCUGUCUACUUGGACUGGCCUCCAGUGUUCUCAGUCUUGUGGAGCUUGAAAACAUCCACAAACGCCACAAACACCCCGAGUACAGUCUCUACGAGUCGCCUGCGGGCUACGGGACUGCAAGCUACGGAUCUUUCAAGCAGCAAGUAUAAGUAUUAUGCAUGGCCAUCCUUGGCUCUAACAAACACAGAGUACAGACAGGGAGACAGGAUAAUAUAUGCUCUACGUCUACAUUGCGUCGCAA
Molecule: messenger RNA, 792 nt
Organism: Phytophthora nicotianae INRA-310
Lineage: Eukaryota; Oomycota; Peronosporomycetes; Peronosporales; Peronosporaceae
Exons: 2
Coding region: 206-700 (164 amino acids)
Source: RefSeq, a predicted model, not a curated record